CCCAAACCCCCUUUCACACCUCCUCCGCCGCCCCCGCCGCCGGCAAACUCUCACCGUCUCUGCCACUCCGGCGAGGUCGCACGGGCUCGCCGUCUGCCCCGCUGGUUCCCUGAUCCGUCCCAGCCGCUCCCCCCGCGCCGGCCGCCGCGGCGGGCCAUCCCGGUAGGUCUGUUGCGCCCCCCACCCAUCGUCUUUGGCUUGACCGCGACUUUCUCACCCUCUCUCGGCGGCGGCGGCGGCGGCGCCAAGAUGCUGGGGUUCUCCACCGGCCAGCUGGUGGUCAUCCUCGGGGCGUGCUCCCUCAUGAUGAAGCGCAGCGACAUGAUCAAGAUCGCGAGGGUGGCAGGGAGGAUGACCGGGAAGGCGGUUGGGCGCCUCAUGCUGUUUCGCAGGCAGAUGGAUGAGCUCAUGGAGCAGACUGCAGCAAAGCAGGUUAAUAGGGAGCUUAAAGAUGCUAUGACGCAGCUAGAUUCAAUUCGUUAUGAAGUCCAAAACUUAUCCAGGUUUACUCCUGGGCAGUUCAUGAGGCAACACAACCCUGAAGGCAUGGAUGAAGCAGGGAAAAAUGACGCUAUUAGUGGCUCUGCGCUUAACCUAGAAGAACUUUGUCCUCAAAUUCGCAGUAUGGUUCAGGAUGAAAUUGAGAGCUUUUAUAGAACAAAUCCAGAUAGGUUUACCAGGAGGUUGGAUAAUGUUGAUACGGUUUAUAGUUCUGUCAGCUCAGUUGAAGGUAGAGAAGCUGAUGUAGCUGUUAUACCCACAAUGUUGGCAUCAAAGGACAUGAAAUUGGCAAAUACAGGCUCUACAGAUAUACACAGCAAAGCAACAAUGUAUGCAAGGCUAACUGAAUCCUCAGAAAUCAAGAAUUCUACAAUGGGUGGCACUUCUGAGCAUCAAUUCAAUGAGAGGAAUGGGUUAUUAAAUGUACUACCAAUAUCAGCUGAAAGUGCUGGAUUACUUCCAACCUGCUCAGAUAAACCACAGGGUUCGGACCUAUUACUGGAGGCUGUACUUGAAGCAGAGGUCGCAGAACAUGCAAAAUCCUUUGCACAGCAGCAUCAUGAUGAACAUCACAAGGAGUGAUGUGAUCUUUUGAUAGGAAUUGGUAGACACCAUGUACAUUAAACUUCAAAAUUCUGACUAGUAGACUACUGUAGUACUCUGAUGCCGAUGACUAGAUAACCAUUGUCUCUUUGGCACCAACUGACUUCAAUCUAUGUAAUUGGUCAUGACGGAAUUCGAGCUGUUGACCGGUGCAAAGAUGGUGUGAAUUUUCGUAGGAUAACCAUGAUCUGGGAUGUUGCUUAUUUGUUUACUGAGGCAUAUUGUCCAUCAAUUGUUAAGGGUUCCUCAAGGAACAACAUUUUCAUUUUUAUAGAGGGAACAUCU
This is a messenger RNA of Oryza brachyantha (malo sina), 1389 nucleotides long. RefSeq lists its product as uncharacterized. The transcript is spliced from 8 exons. The coding region runs from base 250 to 1083 and encodes 277 amino acids. The record is from RefSeq and is a predicted model, not a curated record. NCBI's taxonomy places the organism in Eukaryota, Viridiplantae, Streptophyta, Magnoliopsida, Poales, Poaceae.